CUUGUUAGCCUAGUUCUAUCCUGGCCCUGUUUCUGAUUUGGUCCGUUUAGUGGUUAGCUCUUUCGUUCAGUCGUUCAGUCGAUUCAAGUGUCGACUUGAGUGCUCAAUACUUCGUUUCUAUUAGUCGGAAACCGCGCAACCGAAGGGGUUGAGCACUCUCUGUACUUUCUACCGUGCGCCGUUAGUUUUUUUAUUCCCAAUCGUUACAACUCAGUUGAGAUCCAACGAUCAAGACCAUCAGUGCCGAACGCGCAACUGUACACCUGGAAACUGACGCAGCUACACACCCCAACGCUUGAGAUUUUAAAGCAAUGGCGACACCCAUGAUGCAAGCUCGGCUACGAAAGGUGCAGGCGAUAGCCAGCAACCAGGCGUGCGCGGACUGCGGCUGUAAGAACCCGCAAUGGGCUUCCGUGACCUACGGCAUCUUCUUCUGCCUCGAGUGCUCCGGCACUCACCGCAGUCUCGGUGUGCACCUGAGCUUCGUCCGUUCCGUGAUCAUGGAUUCGUGGAGCGAGUCUCAGCUUAAGCGGAUGGAAGUGGGAGGGAAUUCUGCCUGGAACGAUUUCCUUGACCGAUACGCUGAUUCGACGGAGACUGCGACAAUAGCGAAGAAAUACGCGUCGCCUGCCGCUCAGUUUUACCGGGAAAAGCUGGAUGUGCUUGUGGCUGGUCGAGCGUGGACCCCCCCGCCUGGACUGACGCCCAAGCAAAAGACAGUGGCGCGCUCUACUCUGUCAACUGCAUCCCGAGCUUCUUCUGCUGCGUCAAGAAACAGCAGAAGAUGCACCGCUCCUCCCGCACGAGCCGUCGCCUCGCAAAGUUGGGAUGACUGGGGUGAGGGCUGGGGUACCGUCGGAGCCAACUCUUGAGACGGUCGCCUCGCCUGAGCUGUUAAUAUUAACCAUGUACAACCUGCCGGCCUGGAACGUACCGUGCGUAUGGGGGAAUUAAGAAGCGGUUUUAACUCCUUCACGCGGUUAUGUUGCGCCGCGAUGAUCGAAGUGGCGGAGCAGUAAUGCUCGCACGCUGAGGCAUGUCCAGUAGUUUUCUCAAAGCAUGCGUUUCUCCCUCUUGUGCUUUGUCCAAAGUAUAUUUUAUUCUUUCAAACGGAAUAUGACCAC
Messenger RNA from Closterium sp. NIES-67, 1124 nucleotides. Lineage: Eukaryota; Viridiplantae; Streptophyta; Zygnematophyceae; Desmidiales; Closteriaceae. The record is from the annotation of a GenBank genome assembly.